Molecule: messenger RNA, 1338 nt
Organism: Mucor mucedo
Lineage: Eukaryota; Fungi; Mucoromycota; Mucoromycetes; Mucorales; Mucoraceae
Exons: 11
Coding region: 15-1325 (436 amino acids)
Molecular function (GO): protein binding
Source: RefSeq, a predicted model, not a curated record
AAAAAAAAAAAAAAAUGUUAUCUUUACGACACGAACCAAUGGACGACUUCUUUCAAGUCCACAAUGCAACAGACUAUGCUUCUACGGAAUCUCAAAGUUUUAUAAGCUUACCUCAUUUAAGAAACUAUACGGGCGAAGCAAAACCCACUAGGACGGACGGUAUGAUUACGGAAGAAAUGUGUAUAAGGGGUAUCGAUAUGCAAGGGAUUGAUUGGUUUAAGGAGACGAGUACCCGAGAUCAAUACAGAAGCCAAAGAAAUAGAGAAUACGAUACGUACCUUAGCUGUAAAAGUGGAGAUGAUGAUUUCACCAUUGAAAACAAGAUCAAAGCACAGGAGACAAAACAAGUAACACCGAAUGAAGAAUACUACACUUUCAAAUCCUCUAAACUCAAUGAACCUUGUAGCAUCGGUCACUUCCAAUUACGAAAUCUAUUAUGGGCCGCCAAUAAAAACAACAUUUAUUAUGUUUGGGGAGAUACCGUACGUCAAUGGUCUCCACAACGUCGGCAAAGUUCACAAGUCAUUGAUUUGGCCACAGCCAAUCGACCAGGCAGUGUCUCUUUAAAAAUCACAAGUAUGGCCUGUGCACAUGGAGUCUUAUUCGCGGGCGGAUUUAAAGGUGAAUGUGUAUGGAAAGUCGUACAGGACCAUUGUACUAUUAAUACCACCAAUGAAUCUCGAAGUAUGGGUAUCACGAAUUAUACAGAUAUCGUCAAAGAUAGGAAGGGCGCUACUCUGGGUAUCGUGUCAAAUAAUGAUGCAAGUAUCAAGUGUAUUAAUCUCGAAACUGCUCAGAUUGAGCAGAAACUCACCCUCCCCUUUGCUGCCAAUUGCUCUUCGUUGUCACCUGAUGGUAGGAUGCUGUGUUUGGUUGGGGAUUCGACAGAAACUCUGGUAGUGGAUGCCGAUAGUGGCCAAUCAAUCCUUUCGAUCAAUGAACACCACGAUUACUCAUUUGCAUGUUGUUGGCAUCCGGACGGAAGGACCUUUGCGACAGGUAACCAAGAUAAAACUACACGUAUCUACGAUAUACGCAAUACGUCGAAAUCUGUGCAUGUUCUGGGAUCCAAUAUAGGAGCUAUUCGAUCUUUACAUUACUCGCAUGACGGCCACUAUUUAGCCGCUGCAGAACCUAUCGAUUUUGUGCAUAUCUAUGAAACGGAGCAUUAUGAAUCGAGUCAAGUGAUUGAUAUGUUUGGGGACAUCGCGGGUGUUUCUUUUACACCAGAAGAUCAGUCGCUGUAUAUCGCCAAUGCCAAUGAGCAACUAGGUGGUAUCUUUGAAUUCCAGAAAAUCGAACAAGAUCCAAUUUUUUAUUUUUAAUUGAAUAAAAAUA